Molecule: messenger RNA, 573 nt
Organism: Sus scrofa (pig)
Lineage: Eukaryota; Metazoa; Chordata; Mammalia; Artiodactyla; Suidae
Gene: CD70
Product: CD70 molecule
Biological process (GO): immune response; tumor necrosis factor-mediated signaling pathway
Cellular component (GO): plasma membrane; extracellular exosome
Molecular function (GO): tumor necrosis factor receptor binding
Source: RefSeq, marked provisional
AUGGAGGAGGAGGGCUCCGGCUGCAACGUGCCUCGCCUGCCCUGGGCGUCCAUCCUGCGGGCGGCUUUGCUGCUGCUUCUCAUUGGCAUGGUCAUAUACUGCUUCCUCUGCGGUCAGCGCUUCACCCAGCAACAGCUGGAUUCAACUGGGUGGGACUUAGCCGAGCUCCUGUUGAAUCACACAGAAUCACGGCAGGAUCCCAGGCUGCGCUGGCAGGGCAGCCCCGCUUUGGGCCGAUCCUUCGUGCAUGGGCCAGAGCUGGACAACGGGCAGCUGCGCAUCCAACGCACUGGCAUCUACCGACUGCACAUCCAGGUGACAUUGACGAACUGCUCUUCCUCCACUUGGACCGUCAUGCCCCGUCAGGCCACCCUGACUUUGGGUAUCUGCUCCCCCACCACCCACAGCAUUAGCCUGCUACGCCUCAACUUUCACCAUACAUGCCGUGUGGCCUCCCAGCGCCUAACACCCUUAGCUAAAGGGGAUGUUCUCUGUACCAACCUCACUCUGCCUCUGCUGCCUUCCAGAAAUGCUGAUGAGACCUUUUUUGGAGUUCAGCUGGUGCGCCCUUGA